CCUUUAGUGUUGGAUGAUCUCUGUGUACUUGUUGGGAUAAUUACAUUCAGAUCCUCAGGAACAUUAAUAUUUAACCAAGGUGACUUUUGCACACAUAUUAGAAACGCCAUCAAUGAUCAAAGACACUACCAUUUCCACAGCACGAGGUAUCGCCUCCAUCUUCCAAUUUCUAAACCACAAAACCCUAUCUAUCCCUUCAAGAUCCGUCCACUCCCAAUCCAAAGCCCCAAAUUUAUCUUCUCUCAUCUCCUCCAUAUGCUUCCUCCUUAAAAAUGGCGGAAAAUGGGAAGCUCUAAGCUCCACUUUCGGCUCUACAGAGCUCAACGAUACCCUAAUAGAGAAAAUCAUCCUUAAUCUGAAAGAGCCGGCAGAUGCCAAAACACGCUCUUUUAUUCUUCCAUUGGUCAUCUCAAUACAAGCAGCACCAACAUUCUCUCAAAUCCUACUGCACUGUCGUUCAAAUCCUCGUUCGAGCCAAUCUUCUCAUCGACGCACAAGCGCUGCUCGAGUCAGCUGUAUCAAAGAACCCGAACCCUGGAUCCUCAAUAAAAUUGGUUUCAGAAACACUUUUAAGCACAUAUGAAUCAUCAGCCGCGGAUCCUCGAGUUUUUGAUGUUCUUGUGCAAACUUGCUUAAAGUUGAGGUUUUUAGAUCAAGCAUUUGAUUCUUGCUGCUACUUUGGAGAUCAUGGGAUCACUCUGAGCCUUCUUAGCUUUAACAGAAUGCUUCAUGUUGCACAAAGGUCGAAUCGGAGUAAUCUCGCAUGGAAGGUGUAUGAGAAAAUGCUUGAGAACAGAGUUUAUCCAAAUCAAGCCAGCGUGGAGACCAUGGUGAAUCUAUUGUGCAAGGAAGGAUCUUUGCAAAGGAUGCUCGGCUUAUCAGACAGAAUUCAUGGAAAGAGAUGCGCCCCUGUGGUGCUGGUGAAUAUGGCAUUGGUUUUAUGGAUGUUUGAAGAAGACAGAAUUGAGCAGGGAUUCAUUCUUCUGAGGAGAAUGUUGCAAAAAAAUCUUAUUUUGGAUGAUAUUAUGAGUUCCCUAAUCAUAUUUGCAUACUGCAAAACUGGACAGUUUGAUGACGCGAAGACGGCCUACGAUGAAAUGCGGAAUAGAGGAUGUGGUUCGAAUGUUUUCGUGUACACUUGUUUCAUUCGUGCUCGUGCUGACAUGGGGUUGAUCGAAGAAGCUCUGAGACUGUUUGAUGAAAUGCAUUCUAUUGGCCUGAAACUGUAUGAUGAGACUUAUAAUUGUUUGAUAGAAAGCUGUGCUAAAGCUGGAAGAUUGGAAGAGAGUUUAGCAUUCUAUGAGGAAAUGAAGAGAGAAGGAUUAGUGCUUUCCUUUUCUACUUUUAGUGAGAUAGUUGGAAUUCUAUGUGAUAAUGGAGAAGUAGAGAAAGCUGAUGAAAUAUUUACUGCUCUUUCAGAUACAGGAUUUGUUCCUGAUGAAGCCAUUUAUUGCCAUCUUAUUAAUGGAUUUGGGAGGAUAGAUAAGGCUCAAAAGUGUAUAAGUUUGUAUCAUGAAAUGCAGUUUAGAGGUCUUGAUAUUGGCCCCCAUGUUUAUGCAGCAUUGGUUAGAAGUCUCAGUCAAUGUGGGAAGUUGAAGGAGGCUGAGAAGUUUAUGAAGAAGAUGGAAGAGAAAUCUGUAGUCCUCUGCCAGACCGGGCAAUGUUUUUCUCCAAUGAGAUGAUGAGCAAAAUGUUCAUUGAUGCAAAGGAGGACAUUAAAGUUGCUUGGAAAAGAUGUCUCUAUUCAUAUUUUAAUUUUCUAUGCCAUGGCUUUCAAAAGCAUGGUUCAAAGUUGGACUCGAUCAACCGAUUUGAUUGGUUUAGCUAUCAACCAAUCCUACAA
Messenger RNA from Phalaenopsis equestris, 1843 nucleotides. Its product is annotated as pentatricopeptide repeat-containing protein At1g66345, mitochondrial. The record is from RefSeq and is a predicted model, not a curated record. The transcript has 2 exons. Bases 372 to 1682 code for a protein of 436 amino acids. Lineage: Eukaryota; Viridiplantae; Streptophyta; Magnoliopsida; Asparagales; Orchidaceae. Gene Ontology annotation, molecular function: protein binding.